AUGACCGACCAUGGAGUUCUUGUUCAUCCGGCACUCUUUGAGCAAUAUUUCGUUUAUCUAAUGAUCCUCGAGCUUUGCACAUUCAGCUCAUUAAUGCUUUCGUACGCAUUGUUCCAACGAUUGUUGACUUCAAAAAGGAUUUUCCACCCAAAUCUGACAACGAUUCUACUCUUUCAACCGAUAUUUCUGAUCAUCGCGACUUUUAUUCGCCAAUUCCGUCAUAUCCUUCAAGUCAUCAAUCUAAUCAAUGGAUUUUCUUUCCAAAUUUGCUCUUUCUUCUCAGAAGCACUUGCCGCUGUGUGUCUAAACAUGACCUCAAGCUACGCCAUCGAACGCUACAUUGCGAUGCGGAAUCUUGAGAAUUACGAGAACAAAUACCCAAAUAAUCACAUCGGAUUGAAGAUCAUUUUGGGAACGCUAACCCUUUUGGUAUUUGAUCUCAUUGUUUUCUAUACGAGUCUCUUGCCGGGUUGGUUAGCUUAUGGGAUCAGCUACGUUGUGCAAAUUGUCGGCAUCUUUUUUUUUUAUCACGUUUAUAGAAUUUGCAAGCAGAAAUAUCUAGAGGUUUGGCAGAAGAGAUAUUCGACAAUCGAUGCGAGAUACAACACUCAAGGCAAUUUCAAAGCGUCUCGUUUACUUUUACGAUUAGCUCCAUACAAAUCGAUUACAUCUAUACUAUUGUUAGCUGAAUAUCAAUUUCUUGUUGAUCGAACUCUCUAUGCUCAAACGUUCUACACAUAUGUGUUUUUCUACUUAAUGCAUGCACAAAUAAUUAUCCAAAUGUGGUUGAUCAUUUUCUUGGAGCCAAUGAUGAAAUUAAAAUUGAAAGCUAUGUUGAGGCCGAGGGUGAAACCAGUCGUACCUGCACUUCGAAACGUCUUCGGAGAGCAGCUCAUUUACAAUAAUUUCGAGGAAAGCGACAUAUAUUUUAAACAUUUCAAUGCAAUGUUGAAA
This is a messenger RNA of Mesorhabditis belari, 954 nucleotides long. NCBI's taxonomy places the organism in Eukaryota, Metazoa, Nematoda, Chromadorea, Rhabditida, Rhabditidae. The record is from the annotation of a GenBank genome assembly.